Molecule: messenger RNA, 1400 nt
Organism: Phycomyces blakesleeanus NRRL 1555(-)
Lineage: Eukaryota; Fungi; Mucoromycota; Mucoromycetes; Mucorales; Phycomycetaceae
Exons: 4
Coding region: 1-1191 (396 amino acids)
Molecular function (GO): RNA helicase activity; RNA binding; ATP binding
Source: RefSeq, a predicted model, not a curated record
AUGAGUGAACCAUUACAAGAAGUACAGGACAUCGAGAUUGAGUCCAACUGGGAUGAAAUUGUCGACAACUUUGACAAUAUGAACCUCAAAACCGAGCUUCUCCGUGGUGUCUAUGCUUAUGGUUUUGAGCGGCCUUCGACCAUUCAGCAGCGUGCAAUUAUGCCUGUUAUCAAGGGCCAUGAUGUUAUUGCCCAGGCCCAGUCUGGCACGGGUAAGACGGCCACUUUUUCUAUUUCCAUUCUGCAGUCAAUCGAUGUGUCCUUGAAGCACACCCAGGCUCUGAUCCUUGCCCCGACCCGUGAACUGGCUCUCCAGAUCCAAAAGGUUGUGCUUGCGCUGGGUGACUUUAUGGGUAUCGAGUGCCACGCCUGUAUUGGUGGCACCAACGUCCGUGACGAUAUCACCAAGCUCCAGUCCGGUGUCCACAUUGUUGUCGGCACUCCCGGCCGUGUCUAUGACAUGAUUAACACCCGUGGAGCACUCAAGACCGAGCACAUCAAGAUGUUUGUUCUCGAUGAGGCCGACGAGAUGCUCUCGCGUGGUUUCAAGGACCAAAUCUAUGAUGUCUUCCAGCUCUUGCCCGAGACCACUCAGGUCGUUCUGCUGUCGGCCACCAUGCCCUCGGAUGUCAUGGAGGUUACGACCAAGUUCAUGCGGGAUCCUAUCCGGAUUCUUGUCAAGCGUGACGAACUGACCCUGGAAGGUAUCAAGCAGUUUUAUGUUGCGGUCGACAAGGAGGAAUGGAAGCUCGACACCCUCUGCGAUCUCUACGAGACCGUUACAAUCACCCAGGCUGUAAUCUUCUGCAAUACCCGCCGCAAGGUCGACUGGCUGACCGACAAGCUCCAUGCCCGAGAAUUCACUGUGUCGGCCAUGCACGGUGAAAUGGACCAAUCCCAGCGCGAUCUUAUCAUGAAGGAGUUCCGGUCCGGUUCUUCGCGAGUCCUGAUCACCACCGAUCUGUUGGCCCGUGGUAUUGAUGUCCAGCAGGUUUCGCUGGUCAUCAACUAUGAUCUGCCCUCAAACCGCGAAAACUACAUCCACAGAAUCGGUCGUGGUGGUCGUUUCGGUCGCAAGGGUGUCGCAAUCAACUUUGUUUCAAAUGACGACGUCCGUAUGAUGAGAGAUAUCGAACAGUUUUACAACACACAGAUCGAAGAGAUGCCCAUGAAUGUUGCUGAUCUCAUCUAAAAAAGAAAGAAAAAAGAAAAAGAAAAGAAAAAGAAAACGCACAAAAAUCAAUACCAAUUCAACAAUUUAACAAAAAGAAAUAGCAGUAAUAAUAAGGAUAAGAAUAAGGAUAAUAUAGCAGCAGUAAAAAUUAUUUUCUUUUUUUCUAUAUAUAAAAAAAAAACAACCACAUUUAUUAUUAAUAUUAUUUUGGUUUAAAUCCAUAUAUA